Molecule: messenger RNA, 963 nt
Organism: Talpa occidentalis (Iberian mole)
Lineage: Eukaryota; Metazoa; Chordata; Mammalia; Eulipotyphla; Talpidae
Product: dynein axonemal heavy chain 6-like
Exons: 7
Coding region: 1-963 (320 amino acids)
Biological process (GO): microtubule-based movement
Cellular component (GO): dynein complex
Molecular function (GO): dynein light intermediate chain binding; dynein intermediate chain binding; minus-end-directed microtubule motor activity
Source: RefSeq, a predicted model, not a curated record
AUGGUGGUCUGGAUCCUGACACUGGAUGUAACAAUUGUAUCAGCGUGUGCACCUCCAGGUGGUGGCCGAAACCCUGUGACGCCCCGCUUUAUCCGACACUUCAGCAUGCUGUGCCUCCCAAUGCCCUCAGAACACAGUCUGAAACAUAUUUUUCAGGCCAUCUUAAAUGGCUUCCUGAAUGACUUCCCACCAGCUGUAAAGAAGACUGCAUCAAACAUCGUAGAAGCUGCAGUUGAGAUUUAUAACAGAAUGAGUAUUGAUCUUCUGCCAACACCUGCCAAGUCCCACUACGUCUUUAAUUUGAGGGACUUGUCCAAAUGUGUGCAAGGUAUCCUCCAGUGCGAUCCAGGAACAGUAAGAGAAGAAAUACAGAUAUUCAGACUCUUUUGUCAUGAAUGUCAAAGAGUCUUCCACGAUCGUUUGAUUAAUAAUGAAGAUAAGCACUACUUCUGUGCUAUUUUGACAGAAAUGGCCAACAAACAUUUUGGAAUUGCAAUUGGUAUGGAAUAUUUUUUGACUAAGCCCAUCAUAUUUGGAGAUUUCAUUAAGUUUGGAUCAGAUAAGAGUGAUCGUAUUUAUGAAGACUUGACUGAUAUGGACAAAAUUGCAAAUGUUCUACAAGACUAUCUUGAUGAUUAUAAUCUUACACAUCCCAAAGAAGUAAAGUUGGUGUUCUUCCAGGAUGCUAUAGAACAUGUGUCAAGGAUUGCCCGCAUGAUUCGUCAGGAAAGAGGCAAUGCUUUGCUUGUCGGAGUAGGAGGCACAGGAAAGCAAUCUCUUACAAGACUUGCAGCUUAUAUAUGUGGUUACAGAUGUUUUCAGAUUGAACUGAGCCGGGGCUACAAUUAUGAAACUUUUCAUGAAGACCUGAGGAAGUUGUACAAACUGGCUGGUGUAGAGGACAAGAAUAUGGUUUUCCUCUUCACAGACACCCAGGUACAUGUUCAAAUAGCCAAAGAGUAA